Talaromyces proteolyticus is the source of this 1436-nucleotide messenger RNA. RefSeq names its product putative methyltransferase. NCBI's taxonomy places the organism in Eukaryota, Fungi, Ascomycota, Eurotiomycetes, Eurotiales, Trichocomaceae. Gene Ontology annotation, cellular component: nucleolus. The transcript is spliced from 2 exons. Gene Ontology annotation, molecular function: rRNA (guanine) methyltransferase activity. The record is from RefSeq and is a predicted model, not a curated record. Gene Ontology annotation, biological process: rRNA (guanine-N7)-methylation. The coding region runs from base 234 to 1076 and encodes 280 amino acids.
AAAUAAAAUAAUACACCAACCCAACUCAGUUUAACCCUUACGAUAAAGCCCACGAUUGGCUAGGCAAAUUUUUAUUUUGCUUGUAUACUCUUAUUAUUUCCCCACGACAUCUUGCAGCUUUAAUCGACUAUUUGAGUACCGUUAACGAGAACUCGAGCCUUUUGCCCUAGUGACACAUUAAAAGUCAUAUUCGAAAACUUGCAGACUCCUAGAUACACUAGAUUUGGGGCAUCAUGUCACGUCCUGAAGACAUUCUCCCGCCUGAUUUGUUCUAUGAUGACAAUGAAUCUCGAAAAUAUACCACAUCCUCGCGGAUUCGCAACAUCCAGGCCGACAUGACAGAAAGAGCCUUGGAGCUACUCGAUCUGAAGUCACCUUCCCUUAUUCUCGACCUAGGCUGUGGAUCUGGUCUGUCGGGAGAGAUGCUUUCUAGUGUGCUUCCUGAAGAGGGCGGACCGCAUGUCUGGAUAGGCAUGGACAUAUCGCCUAGCAUGCUUGACAUUGCAUUACAAAGAGAGGUAGAAGGGGACUUGUUUCUCGCUGAUAUCGGUCAGGGUGUACCAUUCCGACCCGGCACCUUCGAUGCAGCAAUUAGUAUAAGCGCCAUACAGUGGCUUUGUAAUGCGGAGACAAGUGACGUGAGCCCAGAGGGCAGGUUACGACGGUUCUUCGAAGGUCUCUUUGCAAGCCUUAGAAGAGGUGGACGAGCAGUCUGUCAAUUCUACCCCAAAAACGAUGCCCAGCGGAGCAUGAUUAGCGGAGCUGCCGUGAAAGCUGGUUUCGGUGCUGGCAUUCUCGAAGAUGACCCGGGUACAAAGAAUAGCAAGAUUUAUCUCGUUCUCACUGUUGGUGGAGGAGGAUUGAACGGCGAUAUCACCGGUGUCGUUGGCGGCAUGGAUGGGGUUGAUGUUGUUGACUCUCGAAGGAAAGACGGCGCAAGCAAAUUCUCCAGGUCACAAGACAAGAAAGGAAGCAAAGCCUGGAUCUUGAGAAAAAAGGAACAAAUGGAACGAAAGGGAAAAGUCGUUAAAGCAAAUUCGAAAUAUACCGGAAGGAAAAGACGCCCAGCCUUUUGAUGGAUAGACCCGGAUCGAAAAAGAAAACAAGAGACUUUAACACUCAUCGUCACUGAUUCGGGACACUAGAAUCAUACAGCCAUUUGCGAUUCUACAUUUCAGCGAGUAUGUGGUCUGCUCCCGAGUAAACACUUACACCAAAGACUAAAACUUCGCGAGCUUAAUGGCGCACCAUGAAAAGCUUCAUAAAACCACGAGAGCUAGCCGGCUGCUCAUAUGCUGGACCAUGGAGGAUGGAUGACCUUUCAAGGCAAAGGAAAAUUGUGCAUGACGACUUGGCCAUGAAAUAAUCGACUAGAAUGGAAUGCAAAGAAGCGACUUCUGAAUCAAGCAGGCACCCGCGAAUGCUUUAUAAUUUCA